This is a messenger RNA of Haliotis rubra (blacklip abalone), 2512 nucleotides long. Its product is annotated as solute carrier family 26 member 6-like. Gene Ontology annotation, biological process: transmembrane transport. The record is from RefSeq and is a predicted model, not a curated record. Bases 69 to 2405 code for a protein of 778 amino acids. Gene Ontology annotation, cellular component: membrane. Lineage: Eukaryota; Metazoa; Mollusca; Gastropoda; Lepetellida; Haliotidae. Gene Ontology annotation, molecular function: chloride transmembrane transporter activity; bicarbonate transmembrane transporter activity; secondary active sulfate transmembrane transporter activity. The transcript has 19 exons.
GAUAGAUGUUGUGUUCGAGUACCCCAGUUCUGUUCUAAUCGCUAUUGUUUUUCCUGCCAAUAACAAGCAUGCCAAAAGAUGACACAUAUGCGUGUCUUCCUACCGGCGAGGAUGAGGGGCGAGGGGCACGGGAUGAAACGGCCCCGUCACUCUUGGAACUCGCCAGAGACAACCCAGGUGCACAAUGGCGAGCAAAGGCCAGGAAAAAGAAGUCAGUGGGAUCUAUGAGAAGAAAUGGCAUCUUGAAACGUUCUUUUUUAAAACUUAAGGAUACCUGUUCCGUCUGCAAGUGCUCCAAGUCCUCCUGUUACAACUUUCUCCACUAUAUCUUCCCCUUCGUCCGACUACUGAAGGGAUACAGCGGCCUGUACGACUUUCCCUGUGAUAUCAUUGCGGGGCUUACUGUCGGGAUAAUGCACAUUCCACAAGGUAUGGCGUAUGCCCUGCUGACGCAGCUACCCCCGGUGUACGGUCUCUACACCUCCUUCUACCCGGUCAUCAUCUACUUCUUGUUUGGUUCUUCCAAACACAUAUCUGUUGGGACAUUUGCCGUGGUCAGUCUGAUGGUUGGAGCCGUGGUGGACCGGGGUUACGUCAGGUUUCGUCGAGAUGAACUGCUGCAUCCCAACAACAACAUGUCGCUCAUCCUCAUGGAAGCCAAUGUGACGUCACCGGUAUACCAAAAGCACAUGGAGGACCUGGAGGAGAUCAAAGUGGCGUACGCCAUGUCCGUCACAUUUGCUGUGGGAAUAAUGCAGGUCCUUCUCGGCGUGCUCCGGCUUGGCUUCUUAACGACGUUUUUGUCUGACCCCCUCAUCAGCGGCUUCACCACAGGCACUGCCAUCCACGUGUUCUCCAGCCAGAUUCAGUCUGCAUUCGGCGUCACCAUUGGCCGAUACAACGGACCAUUUAAGCUCAUUUACGCAUACCGCGAUUUCUUUGCCAACAUCGAUCAAAUUAACUUUGAGACGAUGACAGCUACUAUCGUAGCUGUCUUAGCUAUUAUCUUCAUCAAGGAGGGCAUCAAUAACAACAAGUCAUGUCGGCCGAGGAUGAAGGUUCCAAUACCCAUCGAGUUAUUGGUGAUCAUAGGCGGUACGCUAUUAUCCUACUAUCUCAAUCUCAAUUCGGAGUUUAACGUGGAGGUGGUCGGCGAACUUCCACGAGGGUUGCCCAAACCAGACGUAACCAAACUGAGGUUUUUCCCGGAGCUAAUCGGCGAGGCUUUUGCAAUCUGUUUCACAGCUUUUGCAAUUUCUUUUUCAAUGGCUAAAAUAUUGGCUGAUAAACAUUUCUACGAAAUAAACCCAAACCAGGAACUGGUGGCACAUGGAAUGUGUAACAUACUUGGGCCUAUCUGCUCCGCAUUCUGCAGCUCUGCUUCAUUGUCCCGGAGUAUGGUGCAGGAGAACGUGGGUGGGAAGACACAGAUUUCAAGCUUAAUAUCCGGCGGCCUCGUCAUCAUAGUUCUUCUUUCUAUGGGGCCUCUCUUUAAGGCAUUGCCUAACUGUAUUUUGGCAGCCAUAAUUCUGGUGUCCCUGAAAGGAUUGUUCACACAGAUCAUUGAGGCCAGAAGACUUUGGAAAGUGUCCAAAAUAGAUUUCACGGUGUGGCUAGUUGUGUUUGUCGCCACGGUGUUGUUGGACGUUGACCUUGGACUGCUUGUUGGGCUAGUUUACAACCUCGUCCCUGUGCUGCUUAGAACACAAAGGGCCUAUUCCUGUCUCCUGGGAAACCUGGCUGGAACCGAGGCCUACAUGGACAAGAAGGUCUACCCAGGUGCUAAAGAAAUACCAGGUAUAAAGAUCUUCCGAUUCGAAGCACCACUGUAUUUCGCCAACAUGGAACACUUCCGCCGCCAACUGAUCAAGGAAACCGGUCUGGACCCUCAAGAGUUGAAGAGGAAGAAGGACAGGUUGAAAGAGGCCGAUGUCAUUCUCCGACACCACCAGGUAUGUUUGGACGCUCAAAAGAGUUGGCCGGAUGUACCAUGUACAGGGUUGGGUCACGAGCAGACUACAUCUUACAUGGCCAAAGAAGAACUGAAAGAGGAGAUUCACGCCAUCAUCAUUGACGGCUCCACCAUACAGUACAUCGACUCCGUCACUGUGAAGGUUUUGUUUGAGAUUGUCCAGUCCUACAAAGACGUAGACAUAGACAUCUAUCUCGGAGAAUGUAAAGAUACUGUUCGGUCGAUGUUGGAGAUGUCCGGUUUCUACACGAACAUCCACCGCCGCCAUGUUUGUGCAACAAUACAUCACGCCGUCAUGUGUGCCCAGAAGUCAAAAUCAGUUUCAGUGGAUACCCUGGGUAGCUACGGCAGUGACUACAUGCUAGCAGAGGGCGACUUCGUCCAGGUAGACCUCCCUGAUGACGAUGUGGCCAGUCAUGAUAUUACUCUAUGAUGACUCGCGUGUUCCAGGAGCUGGCCAGUGAGGAAGUGCUAUACUUAUUACAACCUAUCUGGUUUCUGUAUAUACUGUAAUCUGAAUAAACCAAUUUUUUUAUCCAA